Messenger RNA from Mangifera indica (mango), 1455 nucleotides. RefSeq lists its product as uncharacterized. The record is from RefSeq and is a predicted model, not a curated record. The coding region runs from base 1 to 1455 and encodes 484 amino acids. Lineage: Eukaryota; Viridiplantae; Streptophyta; Magnoliopsida; Sapindales; Anacardiaceae. Gene Ontology annotation, molecular function: zinc ion binding. The transcript has 3 exons.
AUGGAUAGCUGUCACACAUAUUACAGAAAUCAGAUAUUACCUCAUCAUAGGCAAGCAAGUGCUCGAGCUUUGGGGCAAAUUUUGAGGACCAAAUUCAUUUUAGUUGAUCGUGUUUAUCAACCGAAGGAGAUCAUUGUUUAUAUCGUCGACCGAUAUAAAAUUGAUAUAUCAUACGCACAAGCAUGGCGGGCGAGAAAUUGGGCACUUCAAUCAUUGAGGGGGACACCAGAAGAGUCGUUUAUGUUAUUGCCAGAGUAUUGUCUCAAUUUAGAGCGUUGCAAUCCAAGGACGGUGACACAUAUACUAACGGAUGAGGAGGAUCGAUUUAAAUACUAUUACAUGGCAUUCGGUUGUAGUAUCCGUACAUUUCAGCAACAUAUUCGAUCGGUUAUUUGUAUUGAUGCUGUUUUCUUGAAGGGUCGAUAUCUAGGUCAACUAUUUAUUGCUGUCGCAUUAGAUGAGAAUAAUCAAAUAUAUCCACUUGCUUUUGGGAUUGGUCCCAGGGAAGAUCAUGACAAAUGGUGCUGGUUUUUAACAAAGCUGAGGGAUUGUAUUGGUGAGGUACCUCAUUUGGCCAUCAUUUCAGAUCAACAUGUCAGCAUAUUUUCUGCAUUGGCUGAAGUUUUUCCUGCCAAGGCGUACACUGAAUUUGAAUUCCAACAGGUCAUUAAGUUACUGUCCCGUUUGCACCCUGAGGCAACUGCAUACCUGUGUGAAGUGGGUUUUGAUCGAUGGGCACGAGUAUAUUUUCCAGGCCAUAGGUACAAUGUAAUGACUACCAAUAUUGCUGAGUCAUUUAAUGUCUUGGUCAAACACGCUCGAGGUUUACCUAUUACUAUGCUGAUCGAGUUCAUUAGAGAUGCUUGUACCAGUCCAGUCACACCUUGGGUUGAAGAUAAGAUCGCAAAACGUGUACGGAAGUCUUCGAAUUUAGAAGUGCAUCCUAUAACAACUGAGCGAUACCAGGUUCUUGGUAAUGGCCAAUAUGAUGCCCUGGUAGACCUGACGGAGUAUACAUGUACUUGUAGAAAAUUUCAAUUAUCAAAGAUUUCAUGCAUGCACGUUAUUGCUGUAGCCAGAUAUAUGAAGCUUACAACCUGCCUUCAAUGGGUGCAUUCAUACUACAACACAACUUUUUAUCGAACAGUUUAUGCAGACGCAGUCAAUCCAUUGGGAGAUCAGUCAGAGUGGCUUCAUCUGGAGGAGGCAACUAUUAUCCACCCACUAUAUGUGCAUCGUCAUCGUGCAGGGCGUCCAGCAAAUAAAGCAGAUGUCCUUCUCAAGGAGAGGUUGUUGAACAACUUAUCUGUAGCCGAUGUCACCAACCUGGACAUACAAGACAGAACUGCAGAAGCCCUGUUCCAAUACCUAGUUUUGUACCAUCAAGUUCAGGAAGAAAGAAGAAAGAUGGGAAAUAAAUACACUUGUUAUUUGUACUUGUUAAUUUUAAUAUAA